AUGGCCGACGAGUAUGACUUUAAGCUUUACCGCUACACUCCUUCCCUUGCGGCCGCGGUUAUCAGCGUGGCGGUUUUUGCAAUUCUUACUGGUCUUCAUAUUUGGCGACUGUUUCGAGCACGCGCAUAUUACUUUACUGCGUUCACCAUUGGAGGCAUCUUCGAAGUCGUUGGGUAUGCCGGCAGAAUAUGGGGACACUACGAUAAGGAGUCAAUCGCUGGUUUUGUUAUCCAAGCUAUCCCAAUUCUUGUUGCUCCUGCCCUCUUUGCUGCCUCAAUUUAUAUGAUUCUUGGACGAUUAAUUCGAGCCGUUGAUGCAGUGCAUCUGUCAUUAGUGCCUGUUCAAUGGGUUACACGCAUUUUUGUUACCGGCGAUGUUAUUGCCUUUACUCUCCAAGCAGGUGGCGGAGGCGUUCAAUCUGGGGGGACUCUAGACAUGUCUAGAAUAGGCGAGAAGAUGAUUGUUGUUGGUUUAUUUGUGCAGAUAGCCAUCUUUGGCUUCUUUGUCUGCACAUCUAUCCUAUUCCAUUAUCGACUUUACCAAUCCCCUACUGCCGAAUCAUUGCAAGGUACUACACCCUGGAGGCGAUACUUAUACGUUCUUUACGGUUCAAGUUUUCUUAUUCUUGUCCGUAGCAUCUUUAGGGUUGUUGAAUAUCUCCAGGGCAAUGCUGGAUAUCUGAUCUCGCACGAGAUAUUCUUAUAUAUUUUCGAUGCAGUUCUUAUGGCGAUUGUCAUGCUUAUUCUGGUUGUGUGGUAUGUCGAAAGCCUGCAACCAGAAUUACUGAAGCCAGACUCUGAGGGAGGUGUUUUCUCAUCUCUUAACACCGUGGAACUUGAACCGCGGUGA
Messenger RNA from Fusarium oxysporum Fo47, 849 nucleotides. Its product is annotated as RTA1 like protein-domain-containing protein. Gene Ontology annotation, cellular component: membrane. Lineage: Eukaryota; Fungi; Ascomycota; Sordariomycetes; Hypocreales; Nectriaceae. The record is from RefSeq and is a predicted model, not a curated record. The transcript has 2 exons. The coding region runs from base 1 to 849 and encodes 282 amino acids.